GCACUGCGGCGCGCCGGACGCGAGGCGGCCUCGGUCAUGCUGCGCCCUCUGAGCUACCUGGGCGCGCGGCCCCAGUGCGGGCCCCCGGCCCCGCUGCUGCUGCUCGUGCGCGGACGCAAGACCCGCCACGACCCGCCCGCCAAGUCCAAGAUCGGACGCGUGGCGACCCCGCCCGCGGUGGACCCUGCGGAGUUCUUCGUGGUGACGGAGCGUUACCGGCAGUACCGCCAGAUCGUGCGCGCCCUCAGGCUGCAGUUCGUGUCCGAGGUGCGGAGGAAGAUGCACGAGGCGCGGGCCGGGGUCCUGGCGGAGCGCAAGGCGCUGGAGGACGCCACUGAGCACCGCGAGCUGAUGGCCUGGAAUCGGGCAGAGAACCAGCGGCUGCACGAGCUGCGGAUAGCGAGGCUGCGGCAGGAGGCCCGGGAGCAGGAGCAGCUGCAGGCCGAGGAGCGGGCCCGUAAGGCCCGAGAGAGAGAGGCCUGGGUGCAGCUCAAGGAGCAGGAAGUGCUGCAGCUGCAGGAGGAUGCAAAAACCUUCAUCACCCGAGAGAACCUGGAUGCUCGGAUAGAAGCAGCGUUGGACUCCUCAAAGAGCUACAACUGGGCCAUCACCAAAGAGGGACAGGUGGUCAGGCCACAGCACAAGGACAACUAAGGGCCCAGUAAGGACAGUGCCUGCCACUGUGUGUGGAUACGGGUAUGACCUGGGAUAAAACAGAGGUGUUUCUUCUGAAGAAGGAAGCUCAACCUAUUCCAUUGUGGCCCUCUUGUUUUGGCCUCUGCAUCUACCACUUGACCAGUGCCCUUUUCUGCCCCAUGUACAACUGCCAGCACAGCACCAGGCCCUAAGGUUUCCAUCUUACAGAGGGGCAGACUGGACCAUAGGCGUGAGGUCAUCUCCUGAGUAUCAUCGAGGGUGGUCAGGGGUUGGCAAAUCUGGUCUACUACCUGUUUUUGUAAAUAAAGGUUUGUUUGAAUACAGCCA
Myotis myotis is the source of this 984-nucleotide messenger RNA. RefSeq names its product mitochondrial ribosomal protein S26 (gene MRPS26). The record is from RefSeq and is a predicted model, not a curated record. The transcript has 4 exons. Gene Ontology annotation, cellular component: mitochondrial small ribosomal subunit. The coding region runs from base 37 to 654 and encodes 205 amino acids. Lineage: Eukaryota; Metazoa; Chordata; Mammalia; Chiroptera; Vespertilionidae.